CAGAGUAUGGUUGAAUUGAAAGUGUAUCUUUUUACGAAUAAAUAUAUACAUACAUACAUAAGUUUUCCAUUUUGAAUAUUGUAGUUAGACAUUUAAUUAUAAAAUCAUAGUUACGUGACAAAAACAAGCUAUGCAGGAAAAACCGUUUCGAGUGACGAAUCCCAAUUAUUCAUAAUCGUUUCAAAUAUGUUACGGGGAACACGAAUUGUUUUAUUGUUUUGUGCAAUGGUAUUAGGUGAAAAUGAAAUUUUAUUAACAAAGUGUUGUCCGGAAAACUUUCAUAUGAAAACUACUUGUGUUAUAAAUACUAUUGGAAAUAACAAUUUCUCGGAUGUACCAGUUUACGAUAUGAGAAUUGACGAUGUGAAGUUUCAAGUUGAACAGAAAUUUGACAAUAUAUUUCGUGUGGUUGCUAAUGCGUCCAUUACUCCUGGAAAAGAAAUAACUAAUGCUGAUUUGUAUCUUAAUGGCUUCAUAUAUAACUACGAUGACUUCAAAGAGCCAUCAAGCUUUUGUCUAGACUAUAAAGAAAAUGGCAACUCUACUGGAAUUGGCUUUUGGUUAAUAAAUGAUGGAACAGAAACUAAGACGAAGCUAGUAAAUAAUGUAGAAGAAUCAUACAUAAAUAUUACUGCAUUAUUGACAUCUUGUGUGUUUCUCUCAUUGACGAUUCUGGUAUAUGCUCUUUUACCAAAAUUACGAAAUAUGAAAGGCAAAAUCCUUUUAUCAUGUGUUAUCAGUCUUUUCGGUGCUUUUCUAGCAUUGGCUAUCUUGAAAAUAGUGAAAUUACUUGGCGCUAUACUACUACCGAGCUUAUGUUAUAGUUUAAUUUCGCUUUUUUAUUUUUUCUUCCUGUCGAGUUUCUGUUGGAUGAAUGCUUUGUCUUUCAUGAUGUGGCGAGAUUAUCGGCGCAUGUUCGAACGAACACCGAGGAUUGACAAUCGAGAGAUUGUAAAUAGACGGUAUAGGAAAUAUCUUGUCUAUGCUUGGGGAGUGCCUUUGAUUUUAACGAUUCUACUAAACGUGUUAGAUCAAUCAGGACUAAAGCGUUAUUCGUGGUUCAUGCUACCGAAUAUUGAAAAAUAUGGAUGCUUUUUAGGGGGAUAUGAAAGGCUACUUUAUCUCGAUUUGCCUAUGAUGGUAUUGUUAAUAGGAAAUUGGUAUUUCUUUAUAAUAACGGCAUAUAAUAUAUGGGCAACCUUCAAAGAAACUAAAAUUCUAAACGAGUCUGCAUUGUCCUUAAAAAAACUGCUAUUGGUGUACGUAAGACUUUCUAUUCUGUUGGGAAUUUCGUGGGUGCUAGAAAUAAUUGCGCACGCUUUUCCGCCUUCACGUAUGCAUCCAUUUUGGAUCAUGGUUGAUUUAUACAACGGAUUUAUUGGCCUCGCCUUCUUUCUCGUGCUCGUAUGCAAGAAAAAAAUAUGGAAUUCACUCAGGCGGCUAAAAUGGCAACACAAAGGCGCUAAUAAAACUAGUUAUUGGUCUCGAACUUAAUCUUCAAGAUUACAAUAUCUUACUCCAUAAAAAUUACGGAUGAUUUUUUUUUAUACUAUGGGAGUUCAACAGGUUUUCAAUGUGUUAGAUGUACGUCGAAGUACGUACGUCGGCCCGCUCCUAAAGAUAUCGUGUAAUUUCAGAUGGAUUAAAAAAAACAUUGAAUCACUAUGCUGUUUGUUUUCUUCAAAGAUUGGAUUGUAUUUUUUUCUAA
Messenger RNA from Pieris rapae (cabbage white), 1708 nucleotides. RefSeq names its product G-protein coupled receptor Mth2-like. Gene Ontology annotation, cellular component: membrane. Bases 187 to 1494 code for a protein of 435 amino acids. The record is from RefSeq and is a predicted model, not a curated record. Gene Ontology annotation, molecular function: G protein-coupled receptor activity. Lineage: Eukaryota; Metazoa; Arthropoda; Insecta; Lepidoptera; Pieridae. The transcript is spliced from 8 exons. Gene Ontology annotation, biological process: cell surface receptor signaling pathway; G protein-coupled receptor signaling pathway.